Fusarium tjaetaba is the source of this 1602-nucleotide messenger RNA. RefSeq lists its product as uncharacterized. The transcript is spliced from 4 exons. Lineage: Eukaryota; Fungi; Ascomycota; Sordariomycetes; Hypocreales; Nectriaceae. The record is from RefSeq and is a predicted model, not a curated record. The coding region runs from base 1 to 1602 and encodes 533 amino acids.
AUGAUUAUGAUUUUGAUCCUCACUCUGCUACUCUCGAUAUUCGCCAAUCGUGCUUUAUGCGCUACCACAUUCCUGCGUCCCCCAGAAUGGAACGAUGCGGUCGACCGUAAAGCUGGCUUCGGAAAGAAUGUACGGUACACGGUUGGAAACGCGACUGAUAUUCUUUGGGAAACCGACCUCGACAAAGUUGAACUGUACUUGAUCCAAACAAUAGAAUCAACAUAUUGGGAAUAUAUAUUAGAUUCAUCUCGUACUGAGUGCAAGGCUGAGUGGGAUGUAUCAGGAAUACUGAAAGAGAAUGAAGACGCUGUGUACUACUUUGCCUUAGGCGAGGAUCCCAAUGGGCUUACGGGUCCCGACGGCCUUAUGACAUCCAUUGCUUCGACGCAAUACUUUAAUGUCACCGCCCCGAGAAUUGAGACGACGAUCGCAUCCACGUUACAGACUUCUACCACGGGACGGAGCAUGUCUUCCUCUCAUGUCGCAACGUCCGCGACGCAGCUCCUCCCAACAUCUACGGCUCCAGAUGAGAGCUCGAAUUCAGACGCUGAUCUAAAUUCCGACUCUCUGAUGUCCAAGGGCGAAACCGCGGGUGCCGCGGUUGGGGGCACCAUCGGCGGUCUAAUACUUCUUGGCGUUGUCGGAUGGUUCAUCUGGAGAAGGUUGGGACGAAGUAAAGGAAAUACGGACAUGUCAGUGGUUCCUCAGAGCCAACAAGGGCAGGUCAGCUAUUCCGAGACAAAGGCUGAGCUACCUGGUGAUAUGGCGCUGGAGGUGUAUCCUGCGGGUCUAACACCGCCCAUCAUGCAACUGAAUUGGGUGUUCCUCUUGGUAUCUUCGCUCGCCAGCCUAGCAGCCUGUAGAGACCUGGAAUUCGUUAACCCCCCGCGAUUUGACCUGCUCGAUGACGGCUUCCGAAAUUACGGCAACAACCAACGCUACAAGCAAGGCGAGAUCGUCGACGUCAUUCUUUCGGACUAUGGUGACAUGGGAGACUUGGCUGUUUGGCAGCUGAGUACUGCGGGAAAUAAGAAAGGUCGAGAAAUUCCACUGGAUGUGAUAAAGCAAUCUAAGAUCACCAAGACUGGUAACUCACGCCGCUUCAACUGGACGGCUGCGUAUGACAUCGGCCACUAUCUGCAAAACGGUGAAGACGCUGUUUAUUAUUUCGGGAUAAGGGAAAAUAGCCACGCCAAGGUAACUGUAAGAUCCGCAUUCUUCAAUGUCAGCAUGCCGGAUAGUGGGAGGCCCAAAUCCCCCGUGGCUUCGAAACCAUCCCGCAAAGAAAAGAACCGCAAGGGAAAGAAUUGCAAGAGCUGCAACAGCUGCCAGAAGUGCCAGAACCGUAAGGGAAAAAACCCCAAGGAAAAGAACCCCAAGGAGAAGAAAGCGAGUGCAAGGUCCGGAUUGACUGGCGGUCAAGUGGCAGGCAUCACCAUCGGUUCCAUCGUCACUUUUGCCCUCAUACUGUGCGGUUUCUGCUGGGGUUUCGAGCGCAUGAGAGUAGCAAAGCAGUUGCGAAAGUCACAGGAGUUUGAACUCAGAAACAUGGAACGCGACGUGCGCUCCUUGAGGGAGACGGUAGCAAAACUUGGGGCUUGA